AAAGUACAUAGUUAUUUUUUUUUUUCUCUAAAAAAAUUACUGUUUUUUCAGUUAAAAGCCUUUUUUAGUUAAUAGCGGAACCAUGACCUUUUUUUUUCUUGAGAAUAGUUGGUGAAGUAAAAUAUAAACAAAGAAAAGGAAACGACUAACAUGUGUUAAAUAUUAUGUCUUGCAUGUUUUGCGUUGGUUGUUUGACUUAGUCUACUCUGAAUAUUUAGUUAGAAUUUCAGUCUUUACAUAUCUUUAUGACUUUAUGUAUUUAAACAGAAUUUAUAAAAAGUUUUUUUUAAUCGUGUUUAAAUAUUUAAUUUUCAUUGUUGACGUCGGCACGUAUCUUCAUAUAGCUCAUGCUAGCCACUCCAGGACCGAUACCCACCACCACCGGCGGACUCGCCCACCAUUUUCGCCGUUGGACCUAAGGCCCCAUCGCCUCCGUUUGACCCAGAUUCCAGCGACGCCAAUGAUGAUGGAUACGGACAAAAUAAAUUCAAAUUCAAAUUUAGUGGUUACGAAUUUAUAUUAGAAAAGCUGUCGCAAAUAUCUACAAAUUGCAGGAUGAAACAAAGAACGUGGUUACCAAAUUACCAAUCCAUCUCAAAUUUGAUAAUGUUUGCUGCAACCAGUCAUUUUACGAUGAGCACAUAUAUAGUUAUCGUUUGGGUUAUGUGACAAAACUUUAAAAAAAUUGCUAUUAAAUUUUCGGUAAUAACUACAGAAAAAUCUUUAUCUGUUGUUAUUUUUUUUCUUUUUGUAUCCUACUUGGUAAUAUGGUAUCCCCAAGAAAUUUAUCAUAAAUAGCAAUAAAAUUCUUUGAAUAAAACUACAUCAAAACUUAUUAUAAUCGUAACUCUAUUAUAAGAACAAUUCCAUCGGUUUGAACCCCACUUGGAUAUCUUAAAAGGUAAAAAUAGUAUUGUAAUAAAUUUUAUUUAAAUAAUUAAAUUGCCAUUUAAAAAAAUCUGAAAAAAAUAAAAAGAAGCUAUUUGGCAUUUGACUAUUAGAUAAGAUUCUUAAAAAUUUCUAUUAAGAACCGUUUUUUUUUACUUUUCCUUACUUCUUUUAAUUUUUUUAAUAUUUACAAUUAUAAUCUUUAGAUAUUUUGUGAAAGCUUCCCACUGUAGCUGCUUUAAUGUUCUUGUUAACCAUGAAGUUUUGAUAUUGGUCUAUAACCGCCAGCAAAAAUAAAUUUCUAUUAAAACUGUAAUGUGAUAAAGUGGAACAUGCAUGGAAAGGGUGAGAGUCUAAUUUGCAUUUGAUUACGGUCUUUGCGCUGAAUAGCUCCAUAGACUGCACUAUAAAUCAGCUGGAUUUGAUGUCUGUGGAAUAAUAAUGAUGGCAUAAAUAAUAGUUUUCUUUAACCAAGCCAAUUUUGUUUUGGGUUGACUUUAAUCUUUUGAAAAUUAUUCCAUCCUGAAAAGUAUUGAUCUUGUCGUUCUUCUAAGAAAUCGUAUAAUUAUUUUUAUUUUCUCCGAAAUCCUUUUUCAAAGUUUUUUGGAUUAAAUGUUAAAUAUCUUUUUUUUUUUUUUUGGUAAAACAUGUUCAAAGUUUUUUGAACAUAGUAUCCGGAAUGUUAAAUAUCUUAUUUUAAAGUUGGGCAAAUUAUAGCAUAUGCAAGAAAAUCAUUUCGGUGGAGUGAAUCAUCGUCACCUUAUGAAAACAUGAAAAGAGACUACAUACCAAUAUUCCUCAAUUUAGUUAAAUACAUUUAGAAAUUGGAUUUUUAGAACACUAAAAAAAAUUUUGGAUUUAUUUUUAAGAGAAUCCCUGAUAAAAAUUGAGUCUCUUAAUAUUUUUUUAUCAUUAAAUACUAAAUAUUAAAAAAAAAAAAGAGAAAAAAAUGAAAUUUUAAAAAAAAAUAUUUUUUUUUGGAUCUGAUCGUAAUGAGUUGUAACUGUAUAUUUUAUGUUGUAGAAUUUAAGUGAUAUCUAUUUUGUUGUAGGUAUUUUUUGUUGCUGUAAAUUAGUAAAACAUUAUUUGGUUUCGAAAUAAAGUUUUCUUUAGUAAAAAAUAAAAAUAAAGUUUUCUACAGCAAGAUUUUAUCUAUUGUUGAAUUUUAUUUUAUUUGUAUCCUACUUGGUAAUAUGGUAUCCCCAAGAAAUUCAUCAUAAAUAGAAAUAAAAUUCUUUGAAUAAAAUUACGUCAAAACUUAUUAUAAUCGUAACUCUAUUAUAAGAGCAAUCUCAUCGGUUUGAGCCCCACUUGAGUAUCUUAAAAGGUAAAAAAUAGUAUUGUAAUAAAUUCUAUUUAAGUAAAUUAAAUUGCCAUUUAAAAAAAUCUAAAAACAAUAGAAAGAAGCUAUUUGGAAUUUGACUUAUCUAUUCUUAAAAACUUCUAUUAAGAACCGUUUUUUACUUUUUCUUACUUCAUUUAAUUUUUUAAUAUUUAUAAUUAUAAUCUUUAGAUAUUUUGUGAAAGCUUCUCACUGGAGCUGCUUUAAUGUUCUUGUUAACCAUGAAGUUUUGAUAUUGGUCCAUAACCGCUAGCAAAAAUAAAUUUCUAUUAAAACUCCAAUGUGAUAAAGUGGAACAUGCAUGGAAAGGUGGAGAGUCUUGCUGAAUCGCCAGGAUAUCAUUCUAAUUUGCAUUUGAUCACGGUCUUUGCGCUGAAUAAGCUCCAUAGACUGCAACAAAAAUCAUCUGGAUUCGAUGUUUGUGGAAUAAUAAUGAUGGCGUAAAUAUUUUCUUUAAGAAAGCCAAUUUUGUUUUGGGUUGACUUUAAUCUUUUGAAAAUUAUUCCAUCCUGUCUUGUCGUUCUUCUAAGAAAUCGUAUAAUUAUUUUUGUUUUCUCCGAAAUCCUUUUUCAAAGUUUUUUUUGGAUUAAAUGUUAAAUAUCUUAUUUUAAAGUUGGGCAAAUUAUAGCAUAUGCAAGAAAAUCAUUUCGGUGGAGUGAAUCAUCGUCACCUUAUGAAAACAUGAAAAGAGACUACAUACCAAUAUUCCUCAAUUUCAUUAAAUACAUUAAAAUUUUGGAUUUUUUUGAACACAAAAAAAAUUUAGAUUUAUUUUUAAGAGAAUCCCUGAUAAAAAAUUGAGUCCCUUAAUAAUUGCUUUUCAUUAAAUACUAAAUAUUAUAAACAAAAAAAAAACAAAAAAAUGAAAUUAAAAAAAAAACUUUAUAUUUUCUGUUGUAGAAUUUAAGUGAUAUCUAUUUUGUUGUAUGUUUCUUUUGCAGGUGUAAAUUCGUAAAACACUAUUUUGUUUAGAAAUAAAGUUUUCUUUAGUAAAAAAUAAAAAUAAAGUUUUCUACGGUCUUAAAAUAAAAUAUUGCUGUAUAAAACUUUAUUUUUAUUUUUUACUAAAAAACUUUAUUUCUAAACAAAAUAGUGUUUGUUGUAAAAAAACAAAAACAAAAUAGUGUUUUAGGAAUUUACAGCAGCAAAGAAAUCUAUAACAAAAUAGAUAUCACUAAAUUCUUCACUAUCAUGUCGUUAAAAAAUUUCUAGCCUUUUAUCAUUUCUUAUUUUGUUUUGUGAUAUUAUUUAUUUAUAGAAAGGAUAGAAAAGUAUACGAAAAUGUUAUGUUACCGUAGUACACACAAGGGAAAAGGCAAUGUGAUGUUAUACGUUGCGCCAUAUUGUUACAUGUAUAUACACACACAUACACACAGUAUAUAUUCUUUUAUUAUACCAUCAUAUAAAAAUGUUAGUUCAAUAUUCUUACAAAAAAAAUGUUAGUUCAAUAUAAUUUGAAAUAUGUAAUUUAAACAUAUACAUGCUGCUUACUCGUAGAAUGAGCAAACCUCCGAGGUGGAUCUAGAAGAAGGAUUUCAAGAAACAAAUGCUACUUUCAAUGAACCUAAGACGAUCUGGGAUCAAGAUACGAAACAGGAUCGGAUGGCGCUAAAGUCACUACAUGUUACGCCGUCUUAGUUUUAUUUGCUUCUUUUUAAAAAACAAAUUACGCACUGUGGAUGAUAAAAUAGUUAGUCCACUAUUUGUAACGACUUCCAGUGUAACUAAAUAUCAGAAUAGAGAAGACCACCGAUCGAGCAUGAAUAAGAAACAUCCAAAGAAUAUUUGUCUAUUUGAUAUCUCACAAUUUCGAAGGCAUGCACUACGUUGCUUCCUCAUAUUUACUUUUUCUGACUGAUUUAUAUAGCAAUUACGCAGGCAUGACCAUCAUCAAUGACUAUUCUAAAAUAGACUCGAGAAGACUAACAUGUGACGAUAAGCUUGUUAAAAAACAUGUGACGAUAAUCUUGGGUUUCAUUAAAAAAGUUUUUGUCUUGCCUCUUUUUCGUAAUAGAUGAAGUUUUGGUUCUUUGCACACAUAUUAAAAAAUUACAUUUUAUAAAUAAAAUUUUUUUGAAAUAUAAUUUAAAACUAAUUUAUUUAAUUAUAAAAAGAAUAGUAAAAACAUAAUUGACUACACAGUUUUUGAUAAAGUUAAAGUUAUCUAAAUACGUGAAAACAUCAUCUACCGAGGCAUUGCGUACUUUCCACCUAACUCUUAUAUAGUGCUCAACAAACUCCGAAAAUAAAUCACAUGUAAAUAUUAAAAUAUGAGUCACACUAACGCUGGGGUUUGUCGUUUAGGAUCUCCAGUGAUAUAUAAAAAGUUUAUAUCACAUGGAGUAUUAAUUAAAAAUAUUAAGUUUUUAUCAAAUAAAAUAAUAAUAAGUCAAUGAAAGCCAACUGGUUCACUCGGUAAAGAUUAUUCAGUUCCAAAGUCUAAUAUCCCCACUCUUCACGUUCAAGCCCUAGCUUCCCCUCUCUCUAUAUAUAAGCUAUUCUAGCUACGGAUCUUUUCAAUUCUCAGACAACGAUAAGCCCUAAAUACUUUCUGCGUAUUCAUCAUAUUAGUUUUCUUAACUUGGCUAAGAGAAAUGGCAAUUAAGCUUGCACUUGUAGUCACACUUUUUCUAAUGUCAUGCGCUGUUUCAAAGGGAAGAUCCCUUGGAUUUUCGACCAAGCAACUUGAUCGUUAUAGUUUUCCUCCUAAUUUCAGUUUUGGUGUUGGUUCUUCAGCUUAUCAGUAUGAAGGUGCAGUCGCAGAAGGAGGGAGGACGCAGAGCAUUUGGGACAACUUCACACAUGCAUAUCCAGAAAGGACGAAUAUGGACAAUGGAGAUAUAGCCGUUGAUUUUUAUCAUCGAUAUAAGGAUGACAUCAAGUUGAUCAAGGAAAUGAAUAUGGAUACUUUUAGAUUUUCCAUCUCUUGGUCAAGAAUUUUACCAAGUGGAAAACUAAGCGAUGGGGUAAAUAACGAAGGAAUUCAAUUCUACAAAAAUCUCAUUGAUGAAAUCCUAAAAAACGGCAUAAAACCUUUUGUAACUAUCUAUCAUUGGGAUAUCCCUCAAGCUCUGGACGAUGAGUACGGUGGAUUUUUAAGCCCUCGAAUCAUUGAUGAUUUCCGGAACUUUGCAAGAGUCUGCUUUCAAGAAUUCGGUGACAAGGUCGAUAUGUGGAUAACGUUCAACGAGCCUUAUAUUUAUAGUGUUGCGGGUUAUGACAAGGGCAAUAAAGCAAUGGGACGAUGCUCAAAAUGGGUAAACAGCUUAUGUGUGGCUGGUGAUUCGAGCACCGAACCUUAUGUAGUCUCUCAUCAUCUUCUUCUAGCUCAUGCUGCAGCUGUUGAAGAGUUUAGAAAUUGUGACAAGAUCUCCCAAGAUGGUAAAAUAGGCAUAGUGUUAUCACCAUUUUGGGUCGAACCUUAUGAUGUUAAUUCCCAUGCUGAUAAAGAAGCAGUUGAACGAGCUCUUGACUACUACCUUGGUUGGCAUCUCGAUCCUCUAAUCUUUGGAGACUAUCCAAAAGCAAUUAAAAGAAACGCUGGAAAAAGAUUGCCUUCGUUCACCAGAAAACAGACUGAAAUGAUAAGAAACUCGUUUGAUUUUAUUGGAAUAAAUUACUACAGUGCUCGAUAUGUCACACGCCAGCUUCAGAGCGACCCUUCACGACUUCGUUUCACCACGGAUCAACAUGUGGAGUACAAAGUGACAAAUCGUGACGGCGACUACAUUUCCUCAGAAUCGGAUGAACUCAAAUUUAUCUAUGUAUAUCCUGAGGGCCUACGAAAGCUUCUAAAUCAUAUUAAAAAUAAAUACAACAACCCAACUAUCUACAUAACUGAAAAUGGAUAUGAUGACUACGAUGUUGGGACAGUCCCACGUGAACAACUAUUAAAAGACACAAAGAGAAUAGAGUACCACGAGAAACAUCUUCAAGAACUACAUAAAGCCAUUACUGAGGAUGGGUGUGACGUUAGAGGCUAUUCCGCAUGGUCGUUGUUGGAUAACUUCGAAUGGGAACAUGGAUACACGAUGAGAUUUGGUCUAUACUACGUUGAUUAUGCAGAUGAUCUAAAACGAUAUGCUAAAGAUUCAGCCAAGUGGUUCAAAAAGUUCCUGGAGAGAAAGGAGCAUGAAUCAAAGCAUGAGAAACAAACACCUUUGGAUCUGUUCAAUAGCAUCAAGAAAUGGUGGUCUGCUUUGCAGAUGGUCUAACUUCUCUGGAGAAUGAAUCAAAGCAUGAGAAACAAACAACUAGAGUCCUUGUUCUACAGGAAAUUAUAUAUAGAAAUUAGAUAUACAUGUUUGCAACGUACACAAUCAUUCUUUUAAAAAGUUAAUUUGUAAUAUUUGCAGCAGUGCUCCAGAAACAGUAAAUAUUGGAUGUCUGUAAUAUACUCAUAUAAUGAAAACCGGACCGUGUUUUUUAACUUCCAAAAGUAGUCUUUUCAAUUUUGAUAGUUUAAUCUUUUUUAUAUAGUUUUACUUUUAUCUAAUCAGCUAAAUUGGUUAUGUAUAUAAUCUAUAAGAAUCGUUCUUCUUGUGGAUAUUAUAUUUUGCAAAUAAGUUAUUUAGAUUAGUUAAGAGAAUAAGAGUAAUCGAACAGAAAAUUAAGACAAACAAGUAUAAAAUUUAUGUUCCAUACUAUACUAACUAAAAGCACAAAAGAGUAAUAGGUCAGAAAAUUCUCGAAAAGGAAAAAAAGUUAAGCAAAAAAUAUAUUGUUUAAAAAGAAAUAGAACAUGUGAGAAAAUAAAGUUAAAUAAAAAAAAUUGAACCAAAAUUUUUAUAAAAUGGAAAUAGCGCACAUAUCAUCUACGCGGCUUCGCCCAUAAAAUAAUAAUAGUAAUAAAAAUUAAUUAUUGGUUUAGAACUUAAAUAUAAUAAUAAUGGGCUUUAUUAAAUGUUAUCUCAAGUAUGAGCUUCAAUCAAAUGUGGGUUUCUUGAUUCCUUCCAGGGCCGCCCAUUUUUAUGUCUUGAACAUAUUUUAAGCCUGGCACAAUCGUGCAAGACUAUUAAACCAGUUCUCUAUAAGACGAGUAAUUUCAUAGAUUUUCAUAAAUAUCCAU
Molecule: messenger RNA, 7298 nt
Organism: Brassica napus (rape)
Lineage: Eukaryota; Viridiplantae; Streptophyta; Magnoliopsida; Brassicales; Brassicaceae
Product: beta-glucosidase 31
Exons: 13
Coding region: 4825-6444 (539 amino acids)
Biological process (GO): carbohydrate metabolic process
Molecular function (GO): beta-glucosidase activity
Source: RefSeq, a predicted model, not a curated record